CUGAAAGCCGCGCAUUCGCCCGAGGCCCGAGCGAGCGUGGCGAGCCGUCCUCUGCGUCCAUUCAGAUUCGGACGCCUCCGCCAGAUAAUAGUGUAGUAUCGCGCGCGUUACGGCACACGCGCGAGUUCUUCCGCAUUUACAACCGACAACAAAGGGGGACCCGGUCCCGCGGCGGCAGAGCGGCAAGGAGGUGCCCACCGUCGUCGUCGUCGUCGUCGUCGCACCCAUGGCAGACCAUGAAGUCGUCGAGGCGAAAAGCAGCUGGAUUUGGGGAUGGUUUAGCUGGUCUGGAUCAUCCUCGACUAUGUUACGUUCGGCGGAGAAGAAGAUUCUGUCGUGCUUGAAAACAGCGUAUCGCGGAUGGUUCGUCGACAUCGGGCCGGUCGUGGGUCCGGCGGACAAGAUAUGGACCAUUUCGUUGAACGAGGAAUCGCCGAAGGUGCCCAUCGUUUUGCUACACGGCUUGGGAGCUGGUGUAGCAUUGUGGUGUUUGAAUCUGGAUGCGCUUGCAUCCCAGAGACCGGUGUACGCCAUAGACCUGUUAGGAUUCGGCAGGAGUAGCAGACCCGUUUUUAGCAAUGAAGCGCAAAAAGCUGAGGAGCAGUUGGUACGUUCUGUGGAGGAGUGGAGAAGAGAGAUGCAGCUGGAGAAUUUUGUAUUGCUGGGCCACUCAAUGGGUGGCUUUCUUGCGGCAUCUUACGCUAUGCAAUAUCCUGAAAGAGUGAAACACCUCAUACUGGCCGAUCCAUGGGGCUUUCCCGAGAAGCCACCCGAUUCCGUUGCGAAGACAACGAACGUACCGUUCUGGGUUAAAGCCAUAGCGUUUGCGGUACGGCCUUUGAAUCCUUUGUGGGCAGUUAGAGUUGCUGGACCAUUUGGACAGUGGCUCAUUGAGAAGACGAGACCUGAUAUCGUGAAGAAGUUUACUCCCCUAUUGAAGGAUGAUACCCCUAUAAUUUCGCAAUAUAUACAUCAAUGCAACGUGCAGACACCUUCAGGCGAGAGCGCGUUUCACGCGAUGAUGCAAGGCUUCGGAUGGGCAAAAAAUCCAAUUGUUAAACGAAUGGACAAAUUAAACGAUGAUAUACCUAUAACAUUGCUUUAUGGCAGUAGAUCAUGGGUUGACAAUUCAGCUGGUGAAACGAUUAAACAGUAUCGAUCUUCGUCGUAUGUUAAUGUUCAGGUGAUUACUGGAGCUGGUCAUCAUGUUUACGCGGACAAAAGUGAAACCUUUAACAAAUAUGUACUGGAAGCAUGCGCUUUAAGUGAUUCGAUACCUCACUUAACAUCGUCAAAUUUACGUUCCUCUGUUAAACCCAUAAACGAUCAAGAGAUAGAUGUCAUAGUAAAUUCACCCAAUGAAGCGCUCGAAGACCGAGGGUCAGAGGAAAAAAACCUGAAUACGUCAGGAUCAUCGACAGAAUCAAAAAUUUAAUUAAAAUUUAGCGUGGAAUAUUCUCAUGAAAAGGGACAUUCCGGUUCUGCUACCUGGUACAAAGAAACAUAUAGUAAGCAUAAGUAUAUUGUGAUGGAAGAACGCGUGUGCGAGAUAUAUUCAACAUACGAAUGUAUGUUCAUGGCGUGACACAUAUGAGCUUUAUGUAAUUUAUAAAAUGUAAUAACGUAAAGGAGCGCAAACUGACGGACGUUGGUCGCGUGCUGAUUGACCGUAGAUAUAUUAAGAUAUGUGUAUAUUAAGAUUGCGCGACAAAAUCGUUAAUAUAUUCCAUUUUUAAUUUUAUGGAAAUUAUGACAAUGUAUUACUGCAAAUGCGCGAAAGUGUUAGAAGAAUAGUGAUCUUGUCAUAAGAUAUCAUUUUUAAUCGUUGAUUAAAUGCAAUCGGUUAAAAGUCUGCAUGUAAAGCAUGCCGUAAGAAAUUUAUAUAAGUCGAAAGGAAUCAAAUGCUUGUGAGGUGUAAAUAACUAUAAUGGAAGUUUGUGUACAUUGUGUACAGUCUUAGCUUUACUAACACAGGCCAUAGUAGUGUCUAGUGAAGAGUGAGAAUUCUUAUUGUUAUUGUUAUUAAUUGUAUUAUCGCACAGCAAGAUUUUAUGUAUAUUGUACAAUACAAUUUAUUAUUAAUAAAUUAUUUAUUGUACACACAUGUACAGACAGUCGA
Messenger RNA from Temnothorax curvispinosus, 2119 nucleotides. RefSeq names its product 1-acylglycerol-3-phosphate O-acyltransferase ABHD5 (gene puml). The coding region runs from base 227 to 1435 and encodes 402 amino acids. The transcript has 7 exons. NCBI's taxonomy places the organism in Eukaryota, Metazoa, Arthropoda, Insecta, Hymenoptera, Formicidae. Gene Ontology annotation, cellular component: lipid droplet. The record is from RefSeq and is a predicted model, not a curated record.